Synchiropus splendidus (mandarinfish) is the source of this 2349-nucleotide messenger RNA. RefSeq names its product trans-golgi network protein 2 (gene tgoln2). The transcript has 4 exons. The coding region runs from base 130 to 1608 and encodes 492 amino acids. NCBI's taxonomy places the organism in Eukaryota, Metazoa, Chordata, Actinopteri, Syngnathiformes, Callionymidae. The record is from RefSeq and is a predicted model, not a curated record.
AGGAGGGGCUUCCGUACACGGAAGCAGGAACCGGAUCGUGUCGUCAAACCUGUCGAGGUGUAUUUGUCAACGCGGAUACGGAGAAGAAAACGUCUCAAGACAAUCGCCUUUAUCUUUCACACCACCACAAUGAAGACCGCUUUCCUGGCAGUUGUGAUUCUGCUCAGCGUUUCGCUGCUCACAGCGUUUCCUGUGGAAGAUCCAGGCCCCGACGAUUUGUCUAAACCAGCAGAAGAUGCAAAUCCAGCAUCAUCAGACGUGUCUGCUACUAAAGUCAAGUUAACUGCCAGCGUUCAGGCGGAAAAUGGGCCACAGCAGGUUCAGGCAGAGAGCAGCUCAGUUAACAGUAUGGCAAGUGAGGCACGGAACACGGGUGUGCCAGGCACAUCUAUGACUCAUGCUGGGGCGGACACCAGUGGAGGAAGUGAGCAGAAAACAUUGGAUGCUAAUGCUUUUAUUGAUGAUGUUGGCAGAGCAGGGGCGGACACCAGUGUAGGAAGUGAGCAGAAAACAUUGGAUGCUAAUGCUGCUGUCGGUGGCGUAACUGAGACAGACGCCAGUGUAGGAAGUGAGCAGAAAACAUCGGAUGCUAAUGUUCCUGUCAGUAGUGUAGCUGGAGCCGGGGCGGACACUAGUGGAGGAAGUGAGCAGAAAACAUCGGAUGCUAACGUUCCUGUCAGUAGUGUAGCUGGAGCCGGGGCGGACACUAGUGGAGGAAGUGAUCAGAAAACAUUGGAUGCUAAUGUUCCUGUCAGUAGUGUAGCUGGAGCCGUGGCGGACACCACUGGAGGAAGUGAUCAGAAAACAUCGGAUGCUAACGUUCCUGUCAGUAGUGUAGCUGGAGCCGGGGCGGACACUAGUGGAGGAAGUGAUCAGAAAACAUCGGAUGCUAACGUUCCUGUCAGUGGUGUAGCUGGAGCCGGGGCGGACACUAGUGGAGGAAGUGAUCAGAAAACAUCGGAUGCUAACGUUCCUGUCAGUAGUGUAGCUGGAGCCGGGGCGGACACUAGUGGAGGAAGUGAGCAGAAAACAUCGGAUGCUAACGUUCCUGUCAGUAGUGUAGCUGGAGCCGGGGCGGACACUAGUGGAGGAAGUGAUCAGAAAACAUCGGAUGCUAAUGUUCCUGUCAGUGGUGAAGCUGAAGCUGGGGCGGACACCAGUGGAGGAAGUGAUCAGAAAACAUCUGCUGAUGAUCAAGACUUGGUUAAGAAAAUUACUCCAAGUCAAGAAAAAGUAGAUGACACGACUGUGGUUGAGGUGGUCGAAAGCCAAACCACAGAAAAGAAAGGAAAUGUCGUCCUGCCUGUCAUUGAUGAUGAUGAUGAGAAUAACAGUGAUGUAAUCGAAUUUGGUGACCAAGAGCCGAGCGAUAAGAAAGCCGAUUCGAAGGAGACUACGAACGUGGAUGAGAUGCCCGUUCUAUAUGAUGAUGGAGAGAGCAGCCACUUCUUCGCCUACCUGGUGUCUGGAGCAGUGCUGGUUGCCGUUUUCUACAUCGCCUACCACAACAAACGCAAGAUAAUUGCGUUCCUGUUGGAGGGUAAGAGGUCGAGAAACGGACGACGACCUAAAUCCUCAGACUACCAGAAGCUGGACCAGCAUUUUUAAUGGCUUCGGAGAAGACAAGUGGAUUCUCAUGUUCCUCCCUAUUUAUGACCACUCCAAGCUUUUUGCACGACUAUGCAGACAACACUUUUGCCUUACACGAGAACUGAAAUCAGCAUGUAGCAGCACUUGUGUUCAGUUGUGUCCUAUAACUGACGGUGGAGUGGCCCGACUCAGGAUCUUGGUGUAGCAAACGCACGUGAAGUCAAACUGACCAAGCCAUUUUGAAUCUGUGUGCUGUUUUGAUCAAAUGAAGGAUCUUUAUGUUUUGAAAUCCAAGGUGAAGUAAAAACUAUCCGAGCGUCUGUGUGCCAAUUGGAUCGCAUCUUUUGGAGGGGCUGAGGUGGGCCACUUCCUUCAUCACAGUCCAGCUGUCCCGGUGUUGAAGACCCCCUGUGUCUCCAGUCUAUGAGAAAUGGAUCCUUUUCAGAGGCCAGUGCAGUUAGGUGAUCUGGUUCUCUCCUGCACUUUUAAAAAAGAAUCAUACGGAGGGGUGGAUGUCUAAGAUUUCCUUUGCUGUGUGUUUUCUAUUCAGGGAUGAGGUUUGUGCCAAACUGCAAUGGUUUUACUGUGAUUUCUUUUUUUUUUAUUAUUAUUAAUGUUAUUGGUGGUUUGCCCAAAAAAAAUUUUUUUGUAGGUGGGGUUUGUCAUUUGAAGAAAAUAAAUAUAUUCUGUUAUUACAUUCACAGAUCAUGAACGAAUGGUUUAAAAGCCAUGUAUUGACCAAAUAAAAGCUCUGUUUUA